AUGAUCCUUGCCAAACGGGUUUCAAUUUCUUCUUUAAGAAGUGGGGUGUAUUUGGUAAGUGAAUUAUUCAUUUUUUUCCCUGAAUGUUAUUCAUGGUGGUAUUAGGCUUUUUUGAUCGUGACCAGGGUUACCAGACCCUCUUUAUAGAGGAUUCGGGAGGAUAUUUAGAAAACAUAAAAGACCAUUAGUGAUUUUUAUCCUCGGCUCCGCCUAAAAACAAGAAAAUAUGCUAACCAUCCAAACCGAGAAAUUUUGGUUGUGACAUCAACUUCAGUUAACUUUCCUUUUCAUUUGAGACAAAUAUUUUCGAGAAAAUCGCUGUCUUCUCUCAACUAACCAUUAUAAUCCACAAAUUCAGGAAUACUUAGGAUAGCUUGUCACUUCACACCCUUUUAUUCAGUCUUGGGUGGACUGGUUUCAAUUUUUAUUACAUCCAUUUUGAAAUCACUGGUGAUCCUUGCAAUCUGAUUAGCUCUCAUCUGUGCGAUUUAUUCACGAUUUAUUGCACCAUAUUUUGCUCUAGAUCGCAUCAUUUUCUCAGCCAAUGACAAAAGUUUUACUCAAUCACAACAGUCAAACAGAUUCGAUGCUUGUUUAAAGUAGGCAAUCAAAUUGCAGGAAAAUUAAUGAAAUACAACUUUUGCAACUUUUUACAAACCAGCUCAGAACUGGAUCAGUAAAGUAUUUGUACGGAUAAAAAGUACUAUAUUUCAGCGAUUGAAAUUUUCUAUUUCAAAAGCGAUGUAAUAAAGUGGUAAAUUAUCUUCGUGUUGUGAAAUUUUGGUCUGAAAUUAUACUUCCAAUUUCAAAUGAAACUCGCGCUGCGCGCUCGUUUGAUUUUGACAUGACGCGUAUGGUUUCAGACCAAAUUGCACUCCACACAGUUCAAUUACCAUUAUUUAUUAUUUCUAUUUUCCACUUAGUUUGCCUGUAUUGUAGUGGCUGUGUUGGUUGUGUUCUGGUUGCCGAUGAUUUCAUUCUCGAGACCAACUCCAAAAGAGAACAUGGAAACUACUCUUGUAUUAGGUAAGAACGCCCGUGUUUAAAUCACCGAACCCGCCAACGAGUUCAAAGCUACGUAAUUUUUACCUUAUGUCAAAGGUCUGUCCGAACAGCUUCGCUGUUACCCACAACAACAAGGCGUACGCGCUGUUUUCAAGUCGGAGACUACGCUAAGAUCUCAGCUAUUACGACCAAGAGACGCUGUCGACCCGGCUAAACAAGAUGGCGUAAUUGACAGGAUUCCUUAUGAAUGCGGCAAGGUGUACAUCGGAGAGACUGGAAGACCCAUGCAAGACAGAAUUAAGGAGCACGAUCGAGACAUCCGACUCGCCCGUACCGAGACCUCCGCCGUUUCAGAGCAUACCCACAACACUGGACAAGCCACUCUGGAACGAAGUAAAGUUUAUUGAUCGUGACCCUUAUUACUACACACGCAGGGUCAGGGUCAGAGGCAAUUCAAAUAAGACUUCACCCUGACAACACCAACAGGGAUAGUGGAAUAGAAAUUUCAGAAGCGUGGAUGCCCACGAUCAAAAAACACAACAAUAGGAGAGCCGUGCGACAGCGGACCUCCGAGGGAGCAAAUCACUGAGUGAAACAGCAAGGAUCGAAAUGCGCCAAUCAUAGCUGUUGAAAAAACAACCAAUCACAGCAGAGCAUCAUACUUUAUAAGAUCACGCAUGAACAGUCGCAUUCAUCGCCUGAAGAAGACUAGCAGUUUCGGUCGAAACGUCGCGAUCUAAAUAACACGUGACUACAUCGUGAGACAUUCGAAAACUUAGCUUUUAUUGUUAUUCACCACGAUGAAUAACCACAGCCUUUUUUUACGAAAAUCACUACAACCUUCUCAAAGCAAAAGAGCGCUGCAUUUUUAAUUACUCGUCCAAAGGGGCGCUUGAUAAUAAAGUUCCAUUUCGCGUACGAACUUUGCGAGAAGGCUAUAUAAGGGAACCAGACCUCCCCCAUCAGCUUAAAAAUUAAAUGAUAAUGAUUAGAUUUCUCUAGAGGGCUGCUACUUGAUCUAAGCGCGCUUUAAAAAAAAUGAAAGAAUGGGAAGACAGCGUAGCCGAUUCGAAAGAGUGUGAUUUGCCAACAAUAUCUAGUUCUCAGAUAUAGCAACAUCAAAAGUUAUCAUCUUGUUUAUUUUUUGGAGGGUAUUUCAUAUAAUAUACACAGUUUUUAAACGAAGGUGUUGGGCUGAUGUUCUGCUGUUUAUUAAAUUUUGUUGCGCCUGCGAUCUUGUGGGCAUUCUAAUUAAGGCCUUGUCCAUUUGAAAGUGUAAUUUUAUUUCUUUACUUAGGCAACCAAACUGAAAUCAAGUGCAAGCCUCACAGGUAAGAAGAGGCAUAACUGAUGCUCUAUUGCUCUAAUGAUAAGACGUGAUUUUGUAUCCAGUCACCAACCGCGUGCUUAAUUAACUACGGGCUUGAUGUUGAUGCUAUAAAGGUCGGUGCACGUAUCGCUUGGUCGUUCGUGCAAGGAUCUGGGCUCUAAACAAGUUUGCACAAUAAAUGUAUCCUGUAUGCUCAAAUGUCUUUAGAUGCUGAGUCAAAAGCAAAAUUCAUCGACAGAUGCGAUCAAUCAAUGUGGACUGAUAUUUUUUAAUUGUAGGAACCAUUAACAUGCCUUUUCUGUCUUUUAGACCCGACCAGGAUGGUAUAAAGCAAAUUACUGACCAUAAUGGGCCGUUAGACCGUAUCGAGAGUAGGAAAUGUGACGACAAUCAUUACUCAGAUAUCUGUGCAUUUGGAAAAACAGAAUCUAGAAACCAGGCCCUGUCGUGUGACCUCAAGGUCUGUGGCAAGUCGGAGGUUGAAAUAGCUUCUGUUGAUCCUAAAAUGGGAAAAGCCGUGACGGACUGGAAAUUGUUGCCAAAGGACCAAAUUGAUGUAACAGUUCAAAAGGCCGUCACAUCCAAUUUGGAAAGAGGAUUUAACUUUCUUUUUUUAAGAUGUGGAAGCAUUUUCCAAGUGCUCAGCUUUCCUCCCGUCUUUAGGAAAGUCGACGGCGGCAAAAACAGAACUAAAAUCAAUUUGAAUGUGAUAUUGUUAGACUCCAUCUCCAGGCCGCAUUUUUACCGAAUUCUUCCAAGGGCUGUAAAGGCUCUGCAUAAAAUUUCACAUGAUCCUAAGAUUCAAGCUACCACCUUGGACUUUGAACUUGUUCAGGGCAUAGGACAACAGACAUUUGAAAACAUAAGGCCGUUCUUCUGUGGCGUCCUCAAAGGUGAGUGGAAUUAACUCCAUUAAAAACUGAAUGGCAUAGGUUAUCUUAUCUUAGUGGCUAUGACUUCUCUAUAUUGUAAUUAUGAGAACAUUUCUGAAACGUUUUCAGACGACAACAAAGUUACUGCCUCUUCGAAAAAUACCAGAGCUUCCCUGGGUGUGGAGGUGUUGUAUGGGACCUUCAAGAAAUGGGGCUACCAGACGUUAUUUCAAGAGGAUCUUUGUUGGUACGAUGUAUGGGGAAGCGGGUUAACAGACAUUGAAAAGAGAGCAGUGCCUCAGUCAGAUUCUGAGUUCAAGGAGAGGUAAUAACCGGGUCUAUGUUGCAUGUUUGAUGCUGAAAUGAUGCUUUGUUUGAUACAAGUGUUAUGUAGAUUUUUAAUGCAAUUUAUCUGCCUAUUUUUGCGGAGCACAAAGGUUUUCCUAACAUAACUAAUUAUACUUUAAUUGCUGCUUUAAGAUCUUGCCCCAAUGAAAAGCUUUGAAUACGCACUUGGUAUAAAGUUAUAAAAUGUUUGUUUAGAGGUUGACUGAUACCAGGCAAGUUAAGGUUCUUUGAAUAUUGUUUUAUGGGCGGGUGUCUCUUUGAGUUUAUACAACAAGCACAGAUCUUUAGGGCAGAGUCAGUCUAAUUUUGUCAGGAGGCACAGUGCAAUGGCUAUAUGAACGAUUUAACCACUUAUGAGAGCGUCUUUAUUCGAAUUCCUUUAAAUAUAAACUCAGAACUUAGUGUUAUGCACAGUGUCCGAAAAUACACAGAUUUCUAGAAAGAACUGAAAAAAAAGUAAAAUAAUCCAGUGGUUAUCUAAAUUAUCCUCACAAGUUAGGACAUAUUUCAUCACAGGUGGAAGGAAUUUGAAGAGAAGGUGGCUAAGAAACAAGUUGACCAUCAGGGUAUUACACAUUUUUCAUGCACGGCGUUAGACAAAAUGCUUCGCAGGACCAAUCACUACGAUUAUCCCCAGAAAAUCUGCCUAAAUGGCAAGUUUUAUAGUUGGUAUUUCAUGGACUACAUAACAAAGGUGUACACUGCUCUGAAAAGCGACGAAAAAGCCAAACCUUUGCUAUCCUACAUGCAUUUUAAUACCGGACACGAGACUAAUGGUAAACGGAUGAUCAACAUGGACGCCAACAUGGCGAAAUUCAUCAUAAAUAUAACCUCUUUUUCUGAUACUCUAACGUUGAUAUUAUCUGACCACGGUCACACAAGGACUCCGUUUCGUAACACAAAAGAGGGAGGAAAAGAGUUGUACGAUCCAUUAUUCUUUAUGAUUGUUCCUGAUGGCGUUAGGGAAAAACUUGGUCCAGAAAGGAUGAACGCUCUAGUCACCAACCAAAAGCGCCUUUUCGUGCUUAAAGAUGUACACAAAGCAUUCAUGAGUUUACAUGAUCCUAAGAAAAUGGACUCUGUGGACUAUUCAGUGACAGGAAUUUUUUCAGAGAUUCCAGCAAACCGCACAUGCGCAGACCUCGAAAUGCUCCCCGCUGCCAAAUGUAAAUGUAAAGGUUUUGAUGAAGAAAUUGAGAUAAGAGAAAACGCAGAUGACCACAAGUGGCUAGCAGAAUUUGCUGUGGGAUACAUCAAUAAUGCAAUACAAAGACAACAUAGGGAAGGUAAGAUAUUAAGAGAAAUAAAUAGAUAAAUAAGAAAACCAAGUGGAACUAAGCAGGGUGUAACACUGCUUUUAUAGCUGAUGGGUUUUACACUAUACGUCCUACGUCGGUGUGGUUAAAGAAAUCAGUUAAUUAACAUUUUACCAUCUUUUUGCGAACUGUAAUGGCUUUCAUUACCCAUGUAGGAAUUUUAACCAAAAGUAUAUGCUCAAUGGAGAUAUUUGGGGUCUCACAGGGACAGCAAUUAUCUCCUUGGGUAUACUAUAUCUACUUUCACAAAGUUGUUAAUCUCAUGAUACUUAGCACUGGCGCUAAAUUUGCGUCAGAUCGCCGAUUUGAGUACAAUUAUUCCCUGCUCGGUUUCCUCAUAGACAUUCUUUUAAAUGUUGAAGUGCUUUUAUUCAUUUUAGGUUCUUCGUUUGCUUAUUUUGGAUAUGAUGAUCAUUAACCGGUAAUUGAGUAUUUUACAUCUGUCCCAUGCUCUGUUUCGUUGCAAACCCUUAAUGAGCAGAUCUACAGAGAACAAAGGUUUGUUCCAAUCCAAGAAAUAUCAUGAAAGGGUUUUGAGAGGGUCUAAAAGAGGUGAUGGUUUUAGCUAUCUACCAAGGAAUACAACAUUUGGAACUGUAUUUCCACAUUGCUAGCUUUAUGUGUAAUUCCACAGAACAGGCCUGUUGAGGGUUCAAUCUUUGCUCAUGGGGAAUUAAGCUUAGAUAGACUUCUCUCUCCUCUUUUCAGGAGGUGUCAACUCAUAUGGCUAUGGAAACUGCGAACGCUUGGUUGGCAAAUCGUUUUCAAAAGUGAUCAAACGUUUCCGAGGAGAAUUUAUCGAGACGAACAUGGACAUCCACGUGUUCCCUCCAACCGGUUACAAUGAGGAUGAAGUGUUUAGAGUAACUGUCAAACAGUUCGCUGAACCGAAAGAUGGAGUGUUUUUUCUAAAUUCCAUAAGAGUGACAACUUACAGCAAGUUUGAAAUUUGUGCAGACAAGUCAGUCGAUAUUAAGCUCUGCGCAUGCGCCAAAAAUCAAAUCACUAGGAAAGAAGUGUUGUUUGAGAAUGGCGUUCCAAGCAAAAUGUUUGGUUCGAAGACAGUUGUAAAGAACCUGGACUCCAACUGUUUGUUGUUCAUGAGACGAGAUUACAGGUCGUUUUCUUUUGCAUUAGAAAUAGCCAAUGUUUGCACAAAUACAACUUAUAAAUUUACGAUGACAGGUUCAACGGAUCAAAGAAUUUUUACCAAUACUUUGCCUAUCUCUCUUGAGUUACCUCCCAAAACCUUUCAUUUUCUAACAUCUGUGACCAAGUAUAUCGUGAAGGUAGAUACGGACCUUAAUCUAAAAGCAAGUAUACAGGUUCAGAACAGGGAAUCGGAUACCUUUCACAGUUUAGGAACUGUUGAAGUUUCGUAACGGUUAACAUGCUGUUAUUUGGAACUUUUGAAUUUUACCAUUUUGGCAUUAAUGGGGAAAUCUGAUUGGCCACUUCGCUGCUGUCGAUAAGGGUUCAGGCAACGCUGCUCUCGUCAAAGUGUCAAGCAAUGGUCAUGCGCUGAAAGAAUCGUUUUAUUUGACGUCGAAAACAAGUGGUUUAGCGAGGUCUGUACUCUUGUUGCAGACUCACUCGGCCACAUCUCGUGAGUCCACACUAUUUUGACCACUGUGAUGACGAGUAUCGCUGUCAAUAAGAAUACAGACCAUGUUAAACCACUGUCAAUUUUUUUAAUCUUUAUCCUAGGGUUUAUUACAAAUUUUCUUGGAUAUGUUGAGUUUAAAAUGCCGCAAAAAUAGAUAAACAUUUUAUAACUUAGUGUCAUGCACGUGUCCAAAAAUACACAGAUUUCUAGAAAAUAGUAAAAUAGUGUGGUUAUUCAAAUUUCCCCUACAAGUUGGAGGAUAUUUAAUUACGCUAGAUAUUUAUAAAUUAAAUUAUUUUAAGACUCCUUUGUGGUAAGUGUUGUUGUAGGAAAGUAUUUCAGUAACUAUCGAAGAAUUUUGAUUAACAGAGUGAAUUGUAAUAUAUGAAUACAAAAUUUAAGUAUAGGCCGAUUGGAGUCUGGCUAAGAAUAGUGGCUCACGAUUUUAUUUUGAGGUCUAGACAAUUAUUUUACUUCAUAAAUGCCUUUAUAUCGUGCGGUCAUCAUGCUUCUUUUUUGACAGGGAGGGAGUGGGUGGGGGUCCUUUAGAUCAUAACCUCAUUUCGC
Pocillopora meandrina is the source of this 7044-nucleotide messenger RNA. The record is from the annotation of a GenBank genome assembly. Lineage: Eukaryota; Metazoa; Cnidaria; Anthozoa; Scleractinia; Pocilloporidae.